AUGGUGCGAAUCAGUGUGCUGCGCGAUUGCCUGAACAACAUCGUGAAUGCUGAGAAGCGUGGAAAGCGACAGGUCUUGAUCAGGCCAAACUCCAAGGUCAUCAUCAAGUUCCUGCAGGUGAUGCAGAAGCACGGCUACAUUGGUGACUUGGAGAUCAUUGACGACCACCGAGCAGGAAAGGUUGUCGUGGAGCUCAUCGGCCGCAUCAACAAGUGCGGCGUGAUUUCCCCCCGAUUCGAUGUCUCCGUGGCGGGAAUUGAGCAGCUUGCCAGCGACCUCCUUCCAUCGCGUCAGUUCGGCCACCUGGUGCUGCACCUUGGCUGGAAUAGACACCAAGAGGCGCGAUAUUUGUCCGUUGACUCAGUCCGUUGGCGACCACCACCUAUGGCAUCAUGGAUCAUGAGGAGGCCCGAAGAAAGCACGUCGGUGGCAAGAUUGCACCCAGCACAUAUCACUAGCAGUUUUAGUGUGCCAGCAGGUGCAUCCAAUCGGGACCUCCCUCAGGAGUCCUCAGGAGUCUCAAAGCUGGUUUACAUUUUGCAGCGGUUCAAACCAAGCCAGCGGUUUUCCGUUGGGGCACCGGUUGCGAAGAUGGUGCGAAUCAGUGUGCUGCGCGAUUGCCUGAACAACAUCGUGAAUGCCGAGAAGCGUGGAAAGCGACAGGUCUUGAUCAGGCCAAACUCCAAGGUCAUCAUCAAGUUCCUGCAGGUGAUGCAGAAGCACGGCUACAUUGGUGACUUGGAGAUCAUUGACGACCACCGAGCAGGAAAGGUUGUCGUGGAGCUCAUCGGCCGCAUCAACAAGUCUCUGUGGCGGGAAUUGAGCAGCUUGCCAGCGAUCUCCUUCCGACGACCACCUAUGGCAUCAUGGACCACGAGGAGGCACGACGCAAGCACGUGGGCGGCAAGAUCGUGGGCUUCUUCUUCUGAUGCAGAUCCAUGUGAGGCAGGACCGUGGGCUUGGUAG
This is a messenger RNA of Cladocopium goreaui, 966 nucleotides long. The record is from the annotation of a GenBank genome assembly. Lineage: Eukaryota; Dinophyceae; Suessiales; Symbiodiniaceae.